Molecule: messenger RNA, 363 nt
Organism: Morchella sextelata
Lineage: Eukaryota; Fungi; Ascomycota; Pezizomycetes; Pezizales; Morchellaceae
Exons: 9
Coding region: 1-363 (120 amino acids)
Source: RefSeq, a predicted model, not a curated record
AUGGCCAAGGUGCGUACCGCCAAUGCGAUAUCUCAGAGAUGCAUGUUCCGUGUUGGCCCGAAAGGAAGCCAAAAACUAUUAACAAUCAUAAUUCUUCCUCAGAUCCAUGAGUUUUAUCCGCUAGGAGACAAAGGAUGGGCAUGUUUUAUCAAUUGCAAACUCUAUAUUCUCAAGCUCAUGAUCAACAAUGACCUCGAAAUUAGAAUUGAGGUAAAGUACCGAGUAAACAAUAAAAAUAGGUACAAGGCUGGAAGGAAAUGUUCGGUAUUCUAUUCUGGGAAACAUUCGUUUCACAAGAGUUGUCAAACUCGAAUUCUCGAAUUUCAAUUCAAAUCACCGCGGAGAAGUAGUGAUUUAAUUUGA